UGUGCGACUCGUUUUGCUCAUCAUGUCUGGCCGCGGCAAAGGCGGGAAGGGUCUCGGCAAAGGCGGCGCUAAGCGCCACCGUAAGGUGCUGCGUGACAAUAUCCAGGGCAUCACCAAGCCGGCCAUCCGGCGCCUUGCUCGCCGCGGCGGCGUGAAGCGCAUCUCCGGUCUCAUCUACGAGGAGACCCGCGGGGUGCUGAAGGUCUUUCUGGAGAAUGUGAUCCGCGACGCUGUGACCUACACGGAGCACGCCAAGCGCAAGACGGUCACCGCCAUGGAUGUGGUUUACGCGCUGAAGCGCCAGGGUCGCACCCUCUACGGUUUCGGCGGCUGAGCGUCAUUUUCUAACAAUAAAAGGCCCUUUUCAGGGCCCCCC
Piliocolobus tephrosceles (Ugandan red Colobus) is the source of this 376-nucleotide messenger RNA. RefSeq names its product histone H4. Bases 23 to 334 code for a protein of 103 amino acids. Lineage: Eukaryota; Metazoa; Chordata; Mammalia; Primates; Cercopithecidae. Gene Ontology annotation, cellular component: nucleosome. The record is from RefSeq and is a predicted model, not a curated record. Gene Ontology annotation, molecular function: structural constituent of chromatin; DNA binding; protein heterodimerization activity. The transcript has a single exon.